This is a messenger RNA of Microtus oregoni (creeping vole), 2817 nucleotides long. It is a transcript of the gene Yaf2, whose product is annotated as YY1 associated factor 2. Gene Ontology annotation, cellular component: nucleus. Lineage: Eukaryota; Metazoa; Chordata; Mammalia; Rodentia; Cricetidae. The record is from RefSeq and is a predicted model, not a curated record. Gene Ontology annotation, molecular function: transcription coregulator activity; DNA binding. Gene Ontology annotation, biological process: positive regulation of DNA-templated transcription.
AGCAGGGCACCGAACCUUUCCUUGAGCUUCCGUCUCGCUUCCCCAAACGAAGGGUGACAGUCCCCGCCGCGCGCGGGGGCGAGGGGAGCCGCAUGCCCAAGCGCACCGGCCUCUGCCAGCGCCUGCCAUCGCGCGCCCCUCCGGGAUUCCGGGGCCUGGGAAGCUCCGGGCGGGAGGCGGGGAGGAGGCGCCGCGAACUCGCCCCGGGUGCUGGGCCGCGCUCCCCGCGUUUGAAGUCUCCGGCGCGGCCGCUGGUUGGGCGGCGCGGGUCACGUGCGCGCGGGCAGGAGUUUCCCCGACAGCUGGAGGCUGCGUGGGAUCCGGCGGCGGCGGCGGCGGCGGCGGCGGCAGCUCGCGGCGCGGCCUUCCCCGCCCCCUCGCCUCGGAGCUUCCGCCGACCCCUCUCCCCCGGGCGGCUGACAGACCGGCCGCGGCUCCGAGGCGCGCGUCGGCAGCGAGCAUGGGCGACAAGAAGAGCCCCACCAGGCCGAAGCGGCAGCCGAAGCCCGCCUCGGAUGAGGGCUACUGGGACUGCAGCGUCUGCACCUUCCGGAACAGCGCCGAGGCCUUCAAGUGCAUGAUGUGCGAUGUGCGGAAGGGCACCUCCACCCGAUCCACAUUCUUUGAAGCUAUUGUGAGUGGCUCGAGGACCAAGGGACCGUUGCAUCCCAUUUCAGGAAGGAAACCUCGACCUGUCUCCCAGCUGGUCGCACAGCAGGUUACUCAGCAGUUUGUGCCCCCUACCCAGUCAAAGAAAGAGAAGAAAGAUAAAGUAGAAAAAGAAAAAAGUGAGAAGGAAGCAACUAGCAAAAAGAACUGUCAUAAAAAAUCCAGACCAAGAUUAAAAAAUGUGGAUCGGAGUAGUGCUCAGCAUUUGGAAGUCACUGUUGGAGAUCUAACAGUCAUUAUUACAGACUUUAAGGAGAAAGCAAAGUCAGCGCCAGCAUCCAGUGCUGCUGCUGGGGAUCAGCACAGCCAGAGCAGCUGCAGCUCCGACAACACUGAGCGGGGUGUGUCCAGGUCCUCCUCUCCUCGGGGAGAAGCCUCACCCCUGAAUGGAGAGUCUCACUAAGCGUUCGUGCUCCACUUAGUCACGCCUCCUCCCAUGGAAAUACAGAUUAUGCCAGGAACUACCACAUUUUCAUGACAGACACAUUCGUGCAUAACCUAGAAUUUGUGUUUUACAUGAAAUAUGAAUUUGCCAGGACUUAUUAGAUUUUAUUGCAGUGUAAGCUACCAAAUGUUUCCAGACUUAUCAUUUUGGUCUCUGGUGUUAAAUGCCAUGAAAAUGUGGUUGAAUUAUUCAUUAUGCAGUGUUAUUGGUAAGUCUAUUUUCACUUAUAGUUUAGUGAAUUCUAACACAUAAUUAUUGAAUUCUCUACUAUCGGCAUGUAAUGAGUUUAAAUUUUUUAUUACAUAGUGCAAGCUGCCUAAAUAUGUAUUAUUUGAGAAUUGUGAAACAAAUAGUUAUAUGUAUGCAAGUCAGAGAUCAACUUAAUCAACUAUGGCUGCAACAGGAUUUUCUUAAUGGUUAUCCUCUUAAUGCACCUGCUGGUACUUGGUGUGGUUAAAUAGGAAAGUUGUUAUUAAAUAAAGAAUUUGUAUGAACCUUUGCCAAUGUGUUUGACAUGUUCUUACUAAAUUAUUGUUUCUGAAUUAUGUUUUAUCCAUUUUACAGUUUAUGUUUGUUUAGUUUGCUUAUUUUUUCAAAGCAUCAAUUUAUUGUAAUGUUUACUAGCAGAAUUGUAAACAAUAAAAAAUGGAUCGUUUAGCUUUCUAAUUCAGGUUUAGUGCUGUUGUCAUUGAACACUGGUUUUUCCUGUAUUCUCUAAGACAUUAAAGAUAAAGAAGUAUAAGCAUCUGGCAGAAACAGAAAAGAACUUGCCAUACUUGGAAAGUCUUUAACUUAAUGAUAGUUUAACACUGUUUUCCUUGUUCCAAACCUAUCCACGGUCAUAGACAUGUGAAUCUAAUUAACAUAAACAUGGUGACUAUUGCAUAGAACCAGGAGGUUGAUCUUAGAUCAGUUUAAUUGGCCUUUUAUUAAAUAGAACAAUUCAUAUGAAAACCAUAGUACUCUAUUUCCAGAUACAGCCUUUAAUUUAUGCAUUUAUCAAUAUCUUGAAAUAAAAGUAUUUACAACCCCACUCACUUAUGUAAGAUUACCAAUAAAAUAUUUUUUAUGACUUCAGAUUUUGCAUUUUGUUUACAACUAAAUGAAGUGUGUUAUGUUGUAUUUGAAAAUCUAUCUUAGAAACCACAUGCUACAUCUUAAAUUCUAUUAAAUUCUCCUGUUUUCUCUAGCCAUUUGCUUAAUAUAUAGAUAUUAAGUCCCUAUAGGACUUCUGAAAUGUAAAUCAACCUAAAGACAAUACGUAACUUGAAUAUAACCUAUCACAUAAAAGAUGCCAUGAUAACAUUUGAAGGAAAAAUAAAACUGUGGACUCUGAAAGUUAUGAUAUUUGGUUUCUCAUGGCAAUGUAACUCUGUUCAAUUGCAGUGCCUUCUAUUGGCACAGUGGUACUCCUGUAACAUGCUAGUGUGAAUACAGCUUAUUUCAUGCAGUAAACGUCUGUGAUGAAAACAUUCAAUACCUCAUUCUUCAGUGUUGUUAAAUGAAGAUGUAAAACUUGUUUUAUUCUAAGAUACUUCAAUGGAAUACCAACUGUCUGGCUAUGUUCUUUUCAAACAUGUUAUUUUUGCAUUGUUUUUCAUGUAUUAAUGUCCAGUGUAUCCAGUUUUAAAUACUUAUAAUGGGGAAAUACUCUAGUUCCUAAAACAAAAUAAGUAAAGGCAAUAUAUCUUAUAGUGAUCAUA